AUGUCUGUGUGCUGCUGUCAAAUACAGCUGAGGAAAAGGAUUACACCAAUAUCCUGGCUUUCCUGGGUUCUGUGGUGCAGUGUGAUGCUGUCUCCUGCUUGGGGGUAUGUGAUAGUCAACUCGGUUUCGUGGUCAGUUACCAAUGAGGUGGAGGAAGAACUGGAUAGCUCCUCAAACGAGGAGGCUCUCCCUGCGCUUCUGGAAGACACGACUAGCAUCUGGAAGCAGAGCUACCCAGCCUCUGUUUACAAGGAAGAUGGGGAAAUGAGGUCAAGGCCAGUGGCUGGGAGAUCCAAGCAAAUCUCUUCUCCUUCUAGGAUGUUUUCCUACAGGAGAGAGAGUGUCAAAGGAACAGACAGCAUUACUCCUCAGGAGCAGGCAAUCAGAACUGCCCGUUUCCUGACCCAUUAUAACAGCUGGGGCUUCUUGGCUACCGAGUCCACCCAGGAAAAGAUCCAAGGUGUACCAUUUGGGAAUUGUUUACUAGUCAGUGAUGGGCCCAUCAGUAACAGCACUGGAAUACCUUUCUUUUAUGUGACUCCAAAGGACAACACUGUGAUAGAUCUCAUGAAGAACUCUGUGGCUUCGCUGACAUUGCCAGAGGCAGAAGGAGAAUUCUGCAGAAAAAAUAUAAUUGAUCCUGAGGAUCCACGGUGUGCCAGACUGACUCUCACAGGACAGAUGGUCAUGGUACCACCAGAGGAAAUGGAAUUUGCCAAACAAGCAAUGUUUUCUAGGCACCCAGUUAUGAGGAAGUGGCCUCGUAACUAUGAAUGGUUCUUUAUGAAAAUGAACAUUGAAUACAUCUGGCUUCAGAACUGGUAUGGAGGAGUUUCCACCAUUGCAGUGGAAGAGUAUUUCAAAGCAGUUCCAAGUAAAGAGUGAUUGGGUUUGAAAUAUAAAUCUUCAGUUUUCAUAUUUUCUUUCCAAAAACUUUUCCCAACACCAUGUUGUUGGAUGGGUAUUUUACAGUGAUUUUUUUCAAAAGCAUUCAGAAUGGCCCCAUCUUUUUUACUUGGAUCAAAUGCUAAUAAACCAAUAUGGAUCUUUAUAUUAAAAAUAAUAUGUGGAUGGUAAAUCCUACACUGAAACACACAAUCUUGGCAUUUCAGAUAGGAUCUAUACUUCCUGAAUGCUACUUAAAAAUGUUUUGGAUCUGCCUGUUUUGAUUUUAGUGUCAUCCACCCAUGUGACACUUAUAAUAUAUGCUAAAUAUGGCAUUCUGAUUUACAGAAAAACUAAUUACCCAUAAAUGACUGCUGUACAUUGUGGAAGUAUUAUUGCUACUUGCUAUUUUGUUUUGUAGGUGUUCUAAGCAAAUAUCCCUAGCUGCAACUAUAAAAAGAUGUUUUAAGUUUG
Messenger RNA from Mauremys reevesii (Reeves's turtle), 1359 nucleotides. It is a transcript of the gene CREG2, whose product is annotated as cellular repressor of E1A stimulated genes 2. The coding region runs from base 1 to 885 and encodes 294 amino acids. The record is from RefSeq and is a predicted model, not a curated record. NCBI's taxonomy places the organism in Eukaryota, Metazoa, Chordata, Testudines, Geoemydidae. The transcript is spliced from 4 exons.